CGGACUCGCUUGCGCAAGCGCACAAGGAGCUGCAGUUGACUGUCUCUGACGUGGACAAGACCAAGAAGCUGUACUUUGACGAGGAGCACACCGCCCACGAUGUCCGCGAUAAGGCCAAGGACAUUGAGGAAAAGCUCAAGAAGAAGAAGGGCUCGUUCUUCCAGUCGAUCACGUCACUGCAGAAGAACAGCGCGAAGGUGUCCUCCCGCCGAGACCAGCUCGAGGAGAAGUCCACGGGAGCCAGGAACGAUUACCUGCUCAGCAUCGCAGCCGCCAAUGCUCACCAGAACCGCUACUUCCUGGUGGAACUGCAGAACUGCAUGCAAAGCAUGGAGUCCUCGGUCUACGAGAAGGUCUCCGAGUUCCUGACUCUGAUGGGGCGCACGGAGCUACUGACCUGCUCCGCCACCCAGCACUCCUUCGGCAAGAUCAGGGACCAAGCACAGCAGCUGACGCGCGACUACAACUUGCAAUGCGUCUACCUUUACUACCCAGUGCUGAAACAGCAUAUCCAGUACGAGUACGAGGCGUGCGACAACGACCCGGUGGAGACGGUGACGAUGGAGCACGAGUCCGUGGUGUCGACCCUGGCCCAGGAGGCGCGCCGCUGGGCCACUCGGGUGGUCCGUGAGACCGCGCUGGUGCGCGAUGCUACGCGCAAGCUGCACCUGUAUCAGGCUAUGCGCGAUGCUGGGCAGAAG
Molecule: messenger RNA, 701 nt
Organism: Ostrinia furnacalis (Asian corn borer)
Lineage: Eukaryota; Metazoa; Arthropoda; Insecta; Lepidoptera; Crambidae
Product: protein nervous wreck-like
Exons: 4
Biological process (GO): regulation of actin filament polymerization; neuromuscular synaptic transmission
Cellular component (GO): recycling endosome; neuromuscular junction
Source: RefSeq, a predicted model, not a curated record